This is a messenger RNA of Elephantulus edwardii (Cape elephant shrew), 2209 nucleotides long. It is a transcript of the gene SPATS2L, whose product is annotated as spermatogenesis associated, serine-rich 2-like. The record is from RefSeq and is a predicted model, not a curated record. The transcript is spliced from 11 exons. Gene Ontology annotation, cellular component: cytoplasm. Bases 25 to 1695 code for a protein of 556 amino acids. Gene Ontology annotation, molecular function: protein binding. Lineage: Eukaryota; Metazoa; Chordata; Mammalia; Macroscelidea; Macroscelididae.
AGGAUUUCUUCCACUAGAAGCAAGAUGGCUGAACUUAAUACACAUGUGAAUGUCAAGGAAAAGAUUUAUGCAGUUCGAUCAGUUGUUCCCAAUAAAAGCAAUAAUGAAAUAGUCCUGGUGCUACAACAGUUUGAUUUCAAUGUGGAUAAAGCAGUACAAGCCUUCGUGGAUGGUAGUGCAAUUCAAGUUCUAAAAGAAUGGAAUAUGACAGGAAAAAAGAAGAACAAUAAAAGAAAAAGAAGCAAGUCCAAGCAGCAUCAAGGUAACAAAGAAGCUAAAGACAAAGGAGAGAGGCAAGAAGCCAUGCCCACACCGCCACAGCCGCCACAGAUCCAGAAUGGCCUCGUGCACAGCUGUGAGAAGGACAGCUCGUCCACAGACUCUGCCAGUGAGAAACCCACCAUGCUCCCACGUGAAAAAAAGAUCUCAAUACUCGAGGACCCUUCAAAGACACUCCGUGGGGUUGCAGAAGGCAACAGACCACUGCAGCUGAAACUAUCCUUAGAUGGGAAUCCCAAACCUAUACUUGGAACAGCAGAGAGGUCAGAUGGCCUACAGUGGUCAGCUGAGCAGCCUUGUAACCCCAGCAAGCCUAAGGCAAAAACAUCUCCUGUUAAGUCCAAUGUCCCUGCAGCUCAUCUUGAAAUAAAGCCAGAUGAGUUGGCAAAGAAAAGAGGCCCAAAUAUUGAGAAAUCAGUGAAGGAUUUGCAACGCUGCACUGUUUCUCUAACCAGAUACCGUGUCAUGAUCAAAGAGGAAGUGGAUAGUUCAGUGAAGAAGAUCAAAGCUGCCUUUGCUGAAUUACACAACUGCAUCAUUGACAAAGAAGUUUCAUUAAUGGCAGAAAUGGAUAAAGUUAAAGAAGAAGCCAUGGAAAUUCUGACUGCUCGGCAGAAGAAAGCAGAAGAACUGAAGAGACUGGCUGAUCUGGCCAGUCAGAUGGCAGAGAUGCAGCUGGCCGAACUCAGGGCAGAAAUUAAGCACUUUGUGAGCGAGCGUAAAUAUGACGAAGAGCUCGGGAAAGCUGCCCGAUUCUCCUGUGACAUUGAACAGCUCAAGGCCCAAAUCAUGCUCUGCGGAGAAAUUACACAUCCAAAGAACAAUUACUCCUCAAGAACUCCCUGCAGCUCCCUGCUGCCUCUGCUGAACUCUCACACAGCAGCCUUGGGGAAACAGAGCAGCUUUUCCCGCAAACCGCCCAGUCACAAGCCCUCCGAGGGGAAAGCUGCAAACCCGAAAAUGACGAGCAGUCUCCCCAACACCACCGACACCUCUCACCAGACCAUGCCGACCAGCAAGCAGAAUGGAUCUUCUAGCCAAAGACGAAGAUUUAAUCCACAGUACCAUAACAACCGACUAAAUGGGUCGGCCAAGUCCCAGGGCAGUGGGAACGAAGCUGAUCCCAUGAUGAAAGGCAACAACCGCCACGAACACAGAAGACAGCCCCACAACGGCUUCCGUCCCAAAAACAAAGGUGGCCCCAAAAACCAGGAGGCUCCCUUGGGUCCAAAGAGCCCUGAGGCCCCAGCCCAUUCAGAAAAGCCCCGGCGAAGGCAGCACCUUGCAGACCACUCAGAGGCCAGGCCUUUCCGGGGUACCGUCUCCCGGGUCCCACAGUGCAACCUGUGCCCCACGAGAAUAGAAGUCUCUGACGCGGCGGUCCUCUCGGUCCCAGCCGUGACGCUGGUGGCCUGAGCCGGCAGAGAGCAAAGCGGUUCCCACUCAGUUCUGGUUCCCCGCCCGAGGUGCUGACCCAAUUCGCUGCCAAAAGAGAGUCGCUCGGAACAUACCAACCCGUGUGGUUGCGUCAUCCUCUCUUACUCAUUUUUACUAAUUCUAAUAAUCAGCGCUAGCUUGCUUCAUAGCGUUCAUGGCUUUGCUUGAUCUGUUGAUGCAUUUCCUCGUGAAGACAUUGCAGCAUUUUAGCCAGGCAGUAUUUACUCGUUCGUUAGGAAAAUCAAGAUGUGGCUGAAGACCAGAGGCUCAGUAGCAACCUGUUGUAGCGUGAUGUCAGUCCCAUUGGUCGUGUUUAGAGAGUUAAUGUUGCAAAAGAAAAAAGUUUUUAAAAAAAUUCUUAAUGAUUAGACAAACAUGAUCUGCUGAAGACACAUGCGCUUUUGUAGAAUUUAACAUUUGUUUUUUCUGAAAAAAAAAUAUAUAUAUACAUAUAUUGCUUUAUUUGAAACAAAUUAAAAUAUGCUGCAUUUGA